Hyaena hyaena (striped hyena) is the source of this 3130-nucleotide messenger RNA. RefSeq names its product protein tyrosine phosphatase receptor type N2 (gene PTPRN2). The transcript has 23 exons. The record is from RefSeq and is a predicted model, not a curated record. Gene Ontology annotation, molecular function: protein tyrosine phosphatase activity. The coding region runs from base 1 to 2964 and encodes 987 amino acids. Gene Ontology annotation, cellular component: secretory granule. Gene Ontology annotation, biological process: protein dephosphorylation. NCBI's taxonomy places the organism in Eukaryota, Metazoa, Chordata, Mammalia, Carnivora, Hyaenidae.
AUGGGGCCGCUGCUUGCGCUCCUGCUGCUGCUCCUGCUGCCACCGCGCACCGCACCCGCGCCCCGCGCCCGGCAGCUUCCAGGGCUUCUCGGCUGUUUAUUCGAGGAUGGCCUCUGCAGACCCUCUGAGACCUGCGUGAACGAUGGAGUGUUCGGAAGGUGCCAGAAGGUUCCAGUGAUAGACGCACACCGCUAUGAAGUGUCCCCGGCGGUUCUGCAGCACCUGGCAGCCACCUUGCAGAGGCUCUCCCGAGCAGGCUUCCCGUGGCAGGACGACUUCGCCCAGCACGUGGUGGCCCAGGAACUCUCAAACUUCCCCUUCCCGCGGCAUCUGGACACUCCCAGCAUGGCCAGAGCCUCGGAGCAGAGCGCGCAGGAGGAGAGGAGGGCCGGCCUGGAGGACGCCGGGGGUCUGGCCAGGGCCGUCCAGCGCUACCUGCUCUCCCUGGAGGCCCUGUCGCAGGCGGCCGCGCCGGACGUGCGCCCCCGCACCAGGCACGACAGGCCGUCAGCGCAGGGUGAGGACCCCCUUGCUGACAGCGUGCUGACCUUCAUGGCGCAAACGUCUGCUCUGACUUAUGCUCCUGGGCCCGGGGCCGACUACCCUGGGGGCCGCCUGCUGCGGACCCCUGGCCGGCUGCCGCCUGAUGAGCUCAGCCCCAAGGUGGAUGGCAAUGUCAACAGGCAGAAACUGGUCGCUGCGCUGGGCACCUAUGCGGCUCGGAAGCCCCCGGCACUCCACGGGGAGGGUGACCCGUGGCCACGAAACCCGCUGCACACGCCGUGGAAAACACCAAGGGUCCUUUCUACACCGGCAGACCCCCGGAAGUGGCCUUCGCCUCCAGGAGACUCCAAAGCCUCCCCAGCCACGGGCGAUGAAACGCUUAUCCAGAGCCUAUUGAAGGACCUAGGACAGCAGCCGGACCUCGACGAGAUGGCCCGGGUGAUCGCCUCCGCCGUGCAGGCUGUGGAGGCAGAAGGGGAGCCGCGAGGUGUCGAGAAAGGAGCCACAGGAGAGCCGAGAGAGCCCAGCGUUGGCCAGCCAGGUGCAGGCGUGCCAGGUGACAGAGUGCCGGGCGGUGGAGGCGGAGUUUAUGAAGAGGUCAGUCGUUCGAGCCUUGAACUUGGGGACCGCCUGCAGGAUCCUGGCUCCCACCUCUCUCCUGCCAUCCUGCCUCCUACGGAGCCCUUCAAAAUGGAGGCAAAGAAGUCGGAGGCCCCCGAGACCCCUGCGACUUGGGAGGAGGAGAGCGCCGGGGUGGAGGACGUGAGGAGUCAGACCUACUCCAAGGAGCGGCUGCAGAGGCCGCCUCCCGCAGCGCCCGGGAUGCGCGGCUUUGGCGAGUUCCAGCCCCGGGUUCCCCGGCCCUCGCUGGAAGAUGCCCGCCUCGCGGCCGGAGCCCAGGGACGUGCCGGGGAAGGCCUGCGGCUGGAGGUCCAGCCUGCCCAGGAGGACCACGGCUACAUCGUGACCGGGACUGACCCCCUGAGCCCAGAAAAGGGGAAGGAGCUGAUGGAGGACGUGGCGCGACUCCUGGAGGUGCCGAUGAGCGUCUUCACAGACAUCGCUGUUCUGGGCCCAGCCGUGACCUUCCGAGUGAGCGCCAGCGUCCAGAACAUGACGACGGGAGAUGUCGCGCAGGCAGCAGUUGACAACAAGGGCAAGCUGGAAAAAGCGUCCGGACUGGAAAUCCUUCAGGCGGGCAGCGGGCCGAAAAGCAAACUCAAGCUCCUGCCUCGCCGGGCGGAGCAGGAAGACUCGACCCCGUUCGUGGUGCUCACCCUGGUGUCCGUCGUGGCCAUGGUGGGGGUGCUCCUGGCCUCCGGGGUCAUCUACUGCCUGCGCCACACCUCCCGCUCCGGGCUGCACGACAAGCUCUCGGGACCAGGGGACCGCCCGGGCCCGGACGCCACGGCCGCCUACCAGGAGCUGUGCCGGCAGCGCAUGGCCACGCGCACGUCGGAGCGCCCGCCCACGGCCCGCGUCAGCAGCGUGUCGUCCGCGCUCAGUGACGGGCCGGCGCCCAGCCCCUCUGCGCGGAGCAGCACGUCGUCCUGGUCAGAGGAGCCGGUGCAGCCGCACAUGGACAUCUCCACCGGCCACGUGGUCCUGGCCUACAUGGAAGACCACCUGAAGAACAAGAACCGGCUGGACAGGGAGUGGGAAGCGCUGUGCGCCUACCAGGCGGAGCCCAACAGCUCGCUCGUGGCCCAGAGGGAGGAGAACCUGCCGAAGAACCGCUCCCCGGCAGUGCUGACCUACGAUCACUGCAGGCUCCUGCUGAAGCCGGAGAACAGCCACAGCAAGUCGGACUACAUCAACGCCAGCCCCAUCAUGGAUCACGACCCCAGGAACCCUGCCUACAUCGCCACCCAGGGACCGCUGCCUGCCACCGUGGCCGACUUCUGGCAGAUGGUGUGGGAGAGCGGCUGCGUGGUCAUCGUCAUGCUGACCUCCCUCUCGGAGAACGGCGUCCGGCAGUGCUACCACUACUGGCCAGAUGAAGGCUCCAACCUCUACCACAUCUACGAGGUGAACCUGGUCUCUGAGCACAUCUGGUGUGAGGAUUUCCUCGUGAGAAGCUUCUACCUGAAGAACCUUCAAACCAACGAGACGCGCACCGUUACCCAGUUCCACUUCCUGAGCUGGUGCGACCGCGGGGUGCCUUCCUCCGCGAGAUCCCUCCUGGACUUCCGCAGAAAAGUAAACAAGUGCUACAGGGGCCGUUCUUGUCCAAUAAUUGUUCACUGCAGUGACGGCGCGGGCAGGAGCGGCACCUACGUCCUGAUCGACAUGGUUCUCAACAAGAUGGCCAAAGGCGCGAAGGAGAUUGAUAUCGCCGCGACCCUGGAGCACUUGAGGGACCAGAGGCCCGGCAUGGUCCAGACAAAGGGCCAGUUCGAGUUUGCGCUGACGGCCGUGGCGGAGGAGGUCAACGCCAUCCUCAGGGCCCUCCCGCAGUGAGCAGGCUGGGAGGCGCCCGCACCGGAACGAUGGUGACGAGUCUUCGGUAACUGCCCGGUCAGUGCGGUCGGUGCAGUUUACCGGUUAAAAUGUGCAUUUUCGUUCAACCAAAUCACAGUAAGGAGAGAUUUGUGGAAUCAUCCAAUUACACGGGGCAAUCACUUUA